AUGGCCGAAGUAGCUAAUCCUCCAGUCCCUUCCAUCGAACGGGAAGGCAUCACGGUCCUGUAUGGCGACGAGAACAGCAAGGUUGACAUCGUCAUUCGGCAUGGUCUGAAUGGCCACCCACAGAGCACAUGGACCCAUGAAACCAAGUUUUUCUGGCCAUGGGAGCUCAAAAACAAGGUCAAGAAUGCUCGUGUCAUGGUCUUUGGGUACAAUGCCGACGUGACUUCAUCUUUUGCCGACAACUUGAUCCGCAUCAGGGACAUUGGUAGAAUGUUGUUGAGUGAUUUGGUUGUGGAGAGACAAGAGGAUGAGGAACGGGAAAGACCCAUCAUCUUUAUGGGUCACAGUCUUAGAGGGCUAGUCAUCAAACAGGCUAUCCUCCUUGCUUCCAAGGAGCUCCAUAAUCAAGAGAGCGACAAGCGCCUCAUCUACACCUCGACCAGGGGAUUGUUUUUCUUCGGAACUCCACACCUUGGUAGCAGAGCAGGAGAGGCCACUCGGGCGGCGGUUCUGAAAGCCAUUGCCAAAGUAGCCUUUGUCAAGGUGCCUCCUAAGCUAGAUUCAGCGCUGAAGUCGCACUCCGAUGAGCUCAACGACUUGACCGACGACUUCAGGCGAACCUCUCUUUGGCUGGACCAGAAGCUCAUUAUCUACAGCUACUACGAAUCUUUCGGAGAUGGGGCCCUCGGCGAUAUUGUCGUUGACCAAGCGUCUGCACUCACCGGAUAUGACAAGGAGAACUCCCAACCGGUUCAGAAGAAUCACCAGGAAAUGUUCAAGUUUGCCAACAAGGACGAUAGAGUCUUCGAAAAUGUUUGCGGAAGCAUCAAGGCUGUGAUGAGGGCAACAUCAUCAAGUGUUCCAGGGAGUACGAAAGUGCCCAGUUACCUAGAAUUCUCCAUGGAGACAGUCAAGACCUUUGUUCCUCGAAAGCGUCUCCUCAACGAGGUUAGAUCCCAAUUAACCCGUGAGUCAGAGGGCAGGCAGGCUGGGGCUCGAAAGGUCGGUAUCUGGGGAUCAGAGGGGACAGGAAAAUCACAGCUGGCCCGAUCCUACUUGCAAGAGUAUGGCUACCAGUAUGAUGCAACUUUCUGGAUCCAUGCCAUCAGCCCUGCAGCCCUCGAGCGUGACUUUCAGCAAAUUUACGGCACGCUGCCUAACCCUGCUCCGCUACCUCCAGAUUCGUCCCCCAAGAAAGUUCGAGCCGCGGUGCUGAGUCGAAGUUCCAUAGCUCGAGACCUUUCCACGUAUACUGGGAUCGAAAUCCGGGUUCUUGAGCCCCCAGAAGCCGCGAGGCUUUUCCUAGCCUGUGCUAAGAUCGAGGGAGCCACCGAGGAUACAGAGAAGCAGGCAGAGCUCAUAGCCGAGGAACUGGGCUACCUACCCCUGGCCCUUACCAUCGCUGGUUCUUACGUGGCCCGGACACCAAGGCUUGCCGCAGACUUGUCUGGGUAUCUAAAGGAGCACCGAGAACGCAAAGAACUCCUACGACAAGAGCCUCAGCAGUUGAUCGACAUGUAUGGGCGGAGUCUCAUGUCAACCUGGGAGGCCUCGUACACCGCCGUGCAUAACCAGUUGCCGGACGCAUGCUGUAUCUUCAGUCUGCUCGGCUUCUUUGGCAACGAAGCCAUUUAUCUUGAUGUUUUGACUUGGGCAUGGCCCCAUGAGCAAGACACCCACAGCAACUGGUGCGAGGACCUUGAAUUGCAGGUCAGAAGUGUAAAUGACCUCGAGGAAUGUUUCUCAACCCUGGAGAAAUACUCCAUGCUCCAGCGGGACGCGACCACGGGAGCGUACUCGAUGCACAGUUUGGUCCAUGCCUGGGCUUUCAGUAGGCUUGGGGUCAAGCAACCUCAAACUUUCAGCACGUACGCCAAUUCAGCCUGCCAAAUUCUCUUCAAGUCAACUGCGAAGAUGUUGAAGCUUCUGGAAGAGGAAGACACCGAGAGCAGCCGCCAGACGGCUCUGCGGCUCGUGCCCCAUCUUCGGAACGCAUUGCAGGUCCUCGAGAAAUUCUUAACCGACUCGACCGGUGAUGAUUCCGAGACCGAGCUGUACAUGACCCUACAGUUAUUCGGAGAGUUAUGGUGCAGGCGCGAGUGUUUGCUUGUCCGUGAAAUCCUUCUUAAAAAGUCAGAAGCUAGUCUUGGCUACCAACACCCCCACACCAUCGAACAUGCGGCCAGGUACGGAGCCGCUGUUGCAAUUCUAGUGGGUAAUGUAGAGGAAGGUGUGAAGAUUAUACGGGAGGCUGCAGAGAGAGCAAAGCACCUCGGAGACGAACAUCCCACGGUAGCCAUGGUCAGUGCCACAUUGGACAUGGUCGUCGAGAAUCGCUCUAACGAGACCGCUUUUGAGGAGGGGCUGCUAGAAACCCUGUCAAGUGUGCAAGCUAAUCUAUCUAUGAUGCAGCCGCUCCAACACCAAUUGAUGGAGCAACAAUCCCGGACUGAUAAUACCAUCGAACUGGUGGAAGAUUUGGUGAGAGAUGGACCGCGACGUUUGCGACCCCUUCGAGUACAGUGGCUCGAAACUGCUCUCCAGUCACGUGCGGCCUUGGAACUGCAAAUUACCUUGGUGCGCUCCAUAGUGCAAAGGCUGGAGGAAAUUUUGGCCGAUGAGGAUCUCAGGUGGUAUCAGGAGCACAGGACACUGUUGAGUGAGAGACUGAGCGCGCAGAGCAUGAUAGGCACUCUUGAGGGGUUGCUUUUGAUGUGGGAAGAAUUGUCGGUAGAUAUCGACAAGAUGGCGGCUCUGGCCGAGGAACGUGUGGAAAAAUCAGAGCAGAUGAGAGUUAUGUCUGAGAAGAUCAAAGAGCAGAUAGAAGGAACGUCGCUGUGGGAGAGUUUCAAGGAUGCCCUGACUGGCUGA
This is a messenger RNA of Fusarium keratoplasticum, 2871 nucleotides long. RefSeq lists its product as uncharacterized. The record is from RefSeq and is a predicted model, not a curated record. NCBI's taxonomy places the organism in Eukaryota, Fungi, Ascomycota, Sordariomycetes, Hypocreales, Nectriaceae. The transcript is spliced from 8 exons. The coding region runs from base 1 to 2871 and encodes 956 amino acids.